AUGAGAAAUUAUAUUGAAAGUCUCGAGGGAAAUAAAAACACGUGGAUGCCGCACAAAAAUAUAGUAAAAAGCGGAAUAAACAAAAGAACAGAUGAAACAUCUAACACAUCAUAUGAUACUAUAGGAUAUAAUAAUGAUUAUUUUUGGAAGUGGAUAAGUCUACUAAGAUAUGAGAUAAAAAAUGAACUAUGGAAUGAUCCUAGUUAUUUAAUAUUACACAAAUUUUUGAUAUAUGAAAAUAAGAGUAAUAUACAUGAUACAUCGAAAAAUGGAUUAAGGGAAAUUACAAGAAUGAAUAAAACAAGUAAAGGAAGUGAAAGUACUAACUACAAAAUUAAACAAACUACUAAAGAAGUUGGACGAACACAUAAUAUUAUAGAUAUUAAUUUGAUAAAGAAUAAAAAUUAUUAUAUCUGGA
Molecule: messenger RNA, 418 nt
Organism: Plasmodium reichenowi
Lineage: Eukaryota; Apicomplexa; Aconoidasida; Haemosporida; Plasmodiidae
Product: DBL containing protein, unknown function
Exons: 1
Source: RefSeq, a predicted model, not a curated record